Messenger RNA from Mandrillus leucophaeus (drill), 1146 nucleotides. RefSeq lists its product as uncharacterized. The transcript is spliced from 2 exons. NCBI's taxonomy places the organism in Eukaryota, Metazoa, Chordata, Mammalia, Primates, Cercopithecidae. The record is from RefSeq and is a predicted model, not a curated record. Bases 1 to 915 code for a protein of 304 amino acids.
AUGGGCACAGAGCAGUGUGAGGAACCUCUAGGACGAGCUCUAUGGAAGGGGCACCUCCUGGACUGGCCGUGCCUUUGGCACUUUGGCCCCUCCCAUCCAAGCCCUGCCCCUUUCUGGCUCUGGGAGCCCAUCCUCAGGGGCCCAGUGGACAAGGCCUUUUGCCCCUGGCUGACCCUCUGCAUCCUGCGGCAGCAUCGGGCUGUGGAGCCGGGCGAGCAUGAGGUCGCCCUCUCUGCCUCCCCAGUCAGCACCCCCCGCUUCCAGGCUGCCCCAGGUCCCAGGGCUUUCUGUGUCCCAAGGAUCAUCUUGACAGAGUGUGCCCCCAGCCCUCCUAGCCCGCCAGAGGCCAGACUUGAGGAACUGGGACCCAGGACAGCUCCCACCCCAAGACCACGGACCCUGGCUGACAGCGGGAGGGGCUGGGAUGGCCCACAGGCCCCGCCAGGGGUAGUGGGAGAGACUCCUGGGCUGAGGAGCAGCUUCAUGCCCUGGAAGGAGGGGGCAGCUCUGAAGAGACUGGGCAGAGGAGGCUGCAGCCUAGAGGAUGGAGGAGCCAGGGUACCCUGUCCUCAGGGACCAGCCCAGGAUGGGACUCCGGAGACCUCUACUGCUGACACCUACCCAGAGGAGAUCCUCAAGGACUCUGGACACGAUGCCCAAAGCUGCAGUAGGGAGCACCAGGGCCAGGCUACUGCCAACUCAGGCUGUGCCACGUGGGGCACCACUGCCCAGCGGAUGGACAGCCUGGAGGAGACGCUCCGGGAGCUGGAAGCCACCCUGAGCAACAUGGGCACAGGCCCUGCCGUGGGGUCCCCUGGCAGCCCCCCACCCCUACCCCUCAGCCGCCAGGUGGCUGCCCCCUCUUCAUCCUUCCCUGCUGCCUUCCUCCUCCAUUUCCAGAGUUGGACGGAGUAGGGGGCAGCAAGAAUGCCAGGCCAGCCCCCUCCUCCCACCAGCCUUCUCUCAGCUCUUAUCACUCUCCUGGGAGCCUGGUGUCAGAGCAGGGUUUGCAGGCAGAGUCCGAGGGAGGCUGGGAAGCCGGCCUACCCAGGGGUCGGCCAAUCCCCAGCCUUGGCAAGAACCAGGGCCUCUCCCCUUCUGCUCUGUAUCUGUAAACCAACAAAUAAAGUUCUCUCCCCACCUUCC